AUGUCAUUUCGCAAGAUUCGCCCCUCACUCGGAGAUAGUAGCGCGUCGACAAGCCAUCCAAGUCAACCCGCAUCCGAGUCUACGGAAUCUGAUUCACGCCGGGUGCGCGGUGGGAAAGAAGUCGACAACAGCAGCAGUACCUCUUCUGCCAAACGUCGAAGAGUCCCGGAUUCAGUGACUAGAAAUGCCUGUCUUAGUUGUAAGAAGGCACGGGCCAAGUGUGAUGGUCAGAAACCGUGCAAGAGAUGUACUUCACGAGGGGAGACCUCUGAGUGCGUCUACGAGGUUCAUAUCAAACAUGCAAAGGAAGAACUGGUCAAGCAGAUCAAGGAGCUCAGGGCGAAGGACCAUCUAACAGAACAGAUCCUCCAAGCGCUCUCCAGCGACGAAAAGGUCCCGGAAAUUCUCGACCAACUUCAGAAUGGCCAUACUUACGAGAGCAUUGUGGAAUGGCUGGGUCGAUCACCCAUGGAUGAGGUCGAAACUUUUUCGCCCCGGGAAUCGCAGCACUCUACACUCGAGGCAUCUGAUCACGAAAUGGGAGGUUUGGGCUCGACAUCCCUUUGGUGGACAGCCGUAACAUCUGACGCUGCGAUCCUAGAGCAUCUGUUCCGGUUGUAUUUCACAUGGGUCCAUCCGGUACACACACUGUUUAAUGAGCACCGUUUCGCCGAUAGCUACAGACGCCAUUCGGAGGACUAUUGUUCUCCCGUUCUUGUCAACGCACUAUGCGCCAUGGCCUGCCAUUUAAACUUGAUGGCAAACGAAGACGAAGUUGAUUUUGAACAACUCGUACAGGCCUUUGCAAUUCUGUUCCUAGUGGACUGUAUGCGUGCUAAUGCAUUGCGCGCUGCUUCUUACCUGAACACUGCAUCGAACAUCAUAGCCAGUGUUGAGUACUCAAAGAUUGACGGAUUCCAAGAAGUAUGGAAGGACACUGUCCGAGGCGUGCGCAAUCUAAGCGUGGAGUGGGCGCAGAUGACCUUCCAAGUACCUCCAAAUAUCGGCUUGGCUCCUCUGGAUACGAUCGAGGCCUUCGAUGACGAGCUUGACGCUGUAAAAUGGCACUUCUAUCGCCAUCUCAACGAUUCAUAUCCUGCAGGGCCGGGCUUGCUGGCUACCACAAACCGAGAAAAAUCGAAGCUUAUCGGGAUUAUUACCGAUGCUGCAACUACUAUGUAUACCCAGCGUGGACCACAAGUAACUGCAAACCAAGUUUUGCAGCAGUACAGGAGAUUCGUGACUUGGCGUGACGAAUUGCCAAGUAGGAUCGCCAUGGUCGAGAGCAAUGGUCAGGCACUUCCUCAUGUGCUUUCUUUACAAAUCUUAUACUCAAACUCGGUGGUCCAACUUCUCCGGCCAUUGCUCGACUUUGACAGUUUCCCAACCGCUCUCGUGGAAGACGCUAUUUGGGACCACGCACAACGAGGAUUAUUCUUUCUCGGCGAGCAUUACCGAUCACAGUACACAUCUCAAUACCAGCCAACCUUUCAAAUGUUUGCCGUUCUCCAUCUUACUGAUGUCAUAGCAAGGUUCUUCCCCGAUGGUACAGGCGGAUCCAACAAGAAUGGCCCUGAAGCCAUCCAAUUUGGGCUUGAAGUUUUGAGGGAAUUCCAAGCCGGGCUUCCAGUUGCGGGACCACUCCAAGAAAUGCUGCGAAAAACUGCUAUCGAAUGUGGUAUCCGUCUUGCAGGAAACCUUGAUGAGCUCAUGGUGCCUCGUCCACCUAAUAAAGAUGUCUACCGAAUAGAUGACUUGAUCGAUGUUUGCACGAGGCCCAGGUAUGUCCAACCAGUCGAAGAGAUCCGCAGCAGAUAUAUCCCAUCAUUUUCUGCGGAUUGGGCGUCUCACAGCGCCUCUUUUGGCUUCUAUGAGCGGCCUCCUGGUACAAGCAGAAUGCGUCUCUCUUCGACAGAGGAAAGAGGGGCCCGAAAUCUCAUGCAGAUUCGCAAUCUUCUCAAUACCCAGACUUCUUGA
This is a messenger RNA of Amorphotheca resinae ATCC 22711, 1977 nucleotides long. RefSeq lists its product as hypothetical. The transcript has 5 exons. Bases 1 to 1977 code for a protein of 658 amino acids. Gene Ontology annotation, biological process: DNA-templated transcription; regulation of DNA-templated transcription. Gene Ontology annotation, molecular function: zinc ion binding; DNA-binding transcription factor activity, RNA polymerase II-specific; DNA binding. The record is from RefSeq and is a predicted model, not a curated record. NCBI's taxonomy places the organism in Eukaryota, Fungi, Ascomycota, Leotiomycetes, Helotiales, Amorphothecaceae.